AUGGUUUCCCUCGUUUUACACACUCUCGCUUUUCCAACACUCCACUAUUGCCGCCAUGACCAGAGAGAUGCUCUUCUGGAGUUCAAGGACGAGUUUCCUGUAAACGAAUCCAGCCCAAUUCCUAACGAUGCGCCGUUAAGCUCAUGGAACACAAGCAGUGACUGCUGUUUUUGGAAGGGUGUCACGUGCGAUGCUAAAUCUGGCGAGGUGAUUUCACUUAACCUUAGUAACGUUUCACUCAACAACUCUUUGAAACAAAAUAGUGGUCUUUUCAAGCUCCAACAUCUUCGUAAUCUUACCCUUAGGAACUCCAGUCUCAACGGAGAGAUUCCUUCUUCUUUAGGUUACCUUUCUCGUCUCACAAAGCUUAACCUUCUCUAUAAUAACCUAGUAGGUCAAAUUCCAGCUUCAAUCGGAAACCUAACCCGACUAAGGUACCUCGACCUAAGCCAAAACAAGUUGACUGGCAAAAUUCCGAUUUCCCUCGCCAACUUAACGAACCUGUACCUCUUCUACAUCCACGACAAUUUCUUGGAAUCCACGCUACCACCUAACAUGAGUGGAUUCCAAAACUUGAAGUAUUUUGGCGUGGGUGGAAACUCCUUCUCCGGUUCUUUUCCUAGAUCCUUGUUCACAAUCCCUUCUUUGCUAUACUUAGGGAUAUUAGUAGAAACCAAUUCAAAGGAUCUAUAG
Messenger RNA from Microthlaspi erraticum, 693 nucleotides. The record is from the annotation of a GenBank genome assembly. Lineage: Eukaryota; Viridiplantae; Streptophyta; Magnoliopsida; Brassicales; Brassicaceae.